This is a messenger RNA of Paramecium tetraurelia, 1638 nucleotides long. RefSeq lists its product as uncharacterized. Lineage: Eukaryota; Ciliophora; Oligohymenophorea; Peniculida; Parameciidae. The transcript has 2 exons. The record is from RefSeq and is a predicted model, not a curated record. Gene Ontology annotation, molecular function: protein binding.
AUGUUUAUAACUAUUAUAUUUAUCUUUCCUUUAAUCUCCAAUCAAAACCAACUAAAAUUAGAUCAAACUUAUAAAUUGCCAUUAUACAAAGAAAAUAUUAUUGAUGUAAUAGAUGAAUCUGGAUUUAUAUACAAAUAUCACAUUUCCAAUAACAAUAAAGAAAUUACGUAUCAAACAUAUUGUUCAGUUCAGCCUUAACGUUUGGAUAUUGAAAUAGAGUCAUAAUUGAAGGUCACUCAUAAAACGGAGUAGGAUUUUGAACUAAAUUUUGUGAAUGGCAAAUUUUAUGGUCAAUCAGAAUUCAUUUAAUCAGCUGUCAUAAAUUCCUACGGCAUUAUUAUAUUAACAAGUGAUAAAAAUUUAACAUUUAUAUCUCACGACAACAUCAAUCAAAAUAUUGCCCAGACUUAACAUUUCUAAAUAAAUGAAUCUAUUGAAAAUUCUUAUUUAAUUUAAAUAGAGUCCUUGAACUUAUUAAUACUUCUCUUGUAAGACAAUAAAGUGUACGAAUACGAAGUCCACAAUAAUACAUAUUAUAAUAAGUCAAUCUAAUAUAUAAGUUAGUAUAAAUAGGAAACACUUCAUGUCAAUCAAAUUAAAUUGAUUAAUGUCUAUUCAACUUAUGUUUUUAUUUUAUAUAAAGAUGGAAAUCUACGAAUAUACAAUAGAAAAAUGGAGCCGAUUUACAAAUUUGAAUCCUAGAUUUUACAUUUUGAGUUCGAAACCAUUUCUCAGUAAUUUAGAAUAUAUCUUUUGUAUCAGAAUUCAACAUUGAUGUCCAAAACUAUAACAUUUGAAAAUACAAUUAAUGUUAACGAUAAUUAAUAGUAAAUAUUAAUUACGAAACCUUAAGCAGUGAAUUUCAAAUUGUAUAAUAGAGGUAUAUUAGUAGUUGUUGAGGAUAACAGUUAGGGGCAUAUCAUAAUAGAUUAUUCAUUCAAUUCAAUAAAUUUGAAAGAACUAAAUAUGCAAUACAUAAAUCAGAAGGUGAAGCAUAUUAUAAUUCAUGAUUUAUAUGCUUUAUUGAUAGGUGAUAAAACCUAAAGCAUAAUUACUGUUGGAGUUGAUGCUAUAUAUCUGAACCAAUAAAAUUACAAAGUGUAAGCGAACCUAUUAGUUCCUCAGAUCUUGAAUGUUUUAAUGUUAUCUUAAGUAACGAAUUCCGGGACGACAGAUUAUGUAUAUGCGUAUACAAGGACAAGAUUUUUAAAAUUAAAUUUGCUAGCGGUAUGUAUUUAUUUAAAAGUUAAGAGGAUGUUUGAGGUAUUUUGUUCGUGUUAAAGUCAAAAUGAAGCAAUGCAAUCACCCUUUCAUUUUGAAUUGGAGUAUUACAAUAGCGAUUGCGAUGGAUGCUCAAAAAAGAAGAGUUAUACUUUGUUCUUCAAUUAUGCAAUUAUGACAAAGGAGGAUGAAGCUCUAUUGUAUGAGAGCAUAAUAAUCGGAGGAUUGAUCGUUGUGGGGAUAAUUGGGUUUGUAGUUUACAAAUAUUUUGCAUUUCUCCGAUUUUGGAAGGAAGCUCAAAAUAAGGCAAUUCAAUUGGAAACCACGACCACUCAACCUCAUAUUGAAUUUUCCAUCAAUGAUUCAAAGGUUGGUUUUCAGUUGGAAAUUGAGAAUCAUAAAAAGGAUGUUGAGUGA